Nipponia nippon (crested ibis) is the source of this 1680-nucleotide messenger RNA. NCBI's taxonomy places the organism in Eukaryota, Metazoa, Chordata, Aves, Pelecaniformes, Threskiornithidae. The record is from RefSeq and is a predicted model, not a curated record.
AUGGCUGCAGCUGCCUCAGUUCAUUCAUUUAUUGCCUGUUGUAACUUGGAAGCAUUCUUUAGGAUGAAGAGAGCUAGGGAGAAAGCUGUGGUUGAAAAUGAAGCUCCUCAAACAUCGCAGAAAAGCAAAAAACAGAAAACUUGUUUAUAUGGCUCAGUGUUUGGUGAAUCUGACUUGCACACCUCCAUGGACUGGGGAAGCCUUCCGCACCACGUUAUUCUGCGUAUUUUUCAGUUUCUGCCUUUAGUAGAUCGAGCCAGGGCAUCUUCUGUUUGUCGAAGGUGGAAUGAAGUUUUUCACAUCCCAGACCUCUGGAGGAAAUUUGAAUUUGAACUUAGCCAGCCAGCUACUUCUUAUUUAAAGUCUACGCAUCCUGAUCUUAUUCAGCAGAUUAUCAAGAGGCACGCUGAUCAUCUGCAGUACGUCAGCUUCAAGGUUGAUAGUAGUACUGAGUCAGCGGAAGCAGCCUGUGACAUCCUUUCUCAGUUGGUGAACUGUUCUAUCAAGACACUGGGUUUGAUUUCCACAGCAAAACCAAGCUUCAUGAAUGUCUCUAAGGCUCAUUUUGCUUCAGCACUGACAGUAGUUUUUGUAAACUCCAAGUCAUUAUCGUCAAUCAAGAUAGAUGACACACCACUUGAUGACCCUUCCUUGAAGGUUCUUGUUGCUAACAAUAGUGAUACUCUAAAACUGCUAAAAAUGAGCAGCUGUCCUCACGUAUCACCUGCUGGAAUUCUUUGUGUUGCUGACCAGUGUCAUGGACUUAAGGAGCUGGCUUUGAACUACUACAUAUUAAGUGACGAACUGCUGCUGGCUCUUUCAAGUGAAAAACAUGUUGAUCUUGAGCACCUUCGCAUAGACGUUGUGAGUGAAAAUCCUGGACAAGUUGAGUUUCACACUAUUAAAAAGCAAAGCUGGGAUGCUCUUGUUAAACACUCCCCCAAAGUCAACAUUGUGAUGUAUUUCUUCUUAUAUGAAGAAGAAUUUGAUGCUUUCUUUAGAGAGGAAACCCCUGUUACACACGUUUACUUUGGUCGUGCAGUAAGCAAAGCAAUGUUAGGUCGUAUUGGCAUGAAUUGCCCAAGGUUAAUUGAGUUGGUUGUAUGUGCUAAUGGACUUCAACCUUUGGACGACGAACUUAUUCGGAUUGCAGAGCGCUGUAAGAACUUAACAGCAAUGGGACUUGGUGAAUGUGAAGUAACUUGUAGAGGUUUUAUUGAAUUUGUAAAGAUGUGUGGAGGCAGGCUUACCCAGCUUUCUAUAAUGGAGGAGGUACUGAUUCCAGAUAAUGAUUAUAGCUUAGAUCGACUUCAUCUGGAAGUCUCCAAACACCUUGGAAGAAUGUGGUUUCCAGAUAUGAUGCCAACAUGGUAAAUUCUAUACGUUUGUGGAUAAAAUGGUAGAAUCAGGGUGUUGCUUUCUAUGCAAAUAAAGAAUUUAAAAAUGAAAUAUGAACACUUAUUUCCAGAUUUGAGUUUUUCUACCCUGAGAACCUCUAGUAGUGUAAUGGCAAAACAUUCUAGAAUGUUAGUGUUAUAUUGAAAUAGAAAAUAGAUUAAGUGUACUUAACACUUCUGAAAGUAUGUCUGUGGUUUACAGGUGCUUCAAACUUCAGUGAACUUGGGCUUCUCUGAGCUUCAGUUUAAAUGUUCCAGUCACAUUAAAGAUUUUUUUUUUUUC